Pyricularia pennisetigena is the source of this 153-nucleotide messenger RNA. RefSeq lists its product as uncharacterized. Gene Ontology annotation, molecular function: GTPase activity; GTP binding. The transcript has a single exon. Lineage: Eukaryota; Fungi; Ascomycota; Sordariomycetes; Magnaporthales; Pyriculariaceae. The record is from RefSeq and is a predicted model, not a curated record. The annotation marks the transcript as partial.
GGUGAGGAGAUUAAGAAGAAGAUUGGUGCCUACAAGUACCUCGAGUGCUCGGCCAAGACCAACGAGGGUGUCCGCGAGGUGUUCGAGCAUGCUACACGAGCUGCCCUCCUGUCUCGCCACAAGACCAAGAAGAAGAAGUGCCUCAUCCUCUAA